Messenger RNA from Phanerochaete carnosa HHB-10118-sp, 991 nucleotides. RefSeq lists its product as uncharacterized. The transcript is spliced from 2 exons. Lineage: Eukaryota; Fungi; Basidiomycota; Agaricomycetes; Polyporales; Phanerochaetaceae. The record is from RefSeq and is a predicted model, not a curated record. Bases 1 to 678 code for a protein of 225 amino acids.
AUGUCCUCAGCAGCGAAGUCGACGAACACGCUCCCGACGGACUCGUCGCUCCCCGGCGAGCACUUCGAGAUCCGCCAGACGCACACUUCAGACGACUACCAUCCGGAUCCGUCCAAAUCGAUUAAGCUCCCGCCGAAUCGGCAGGCGUUGCUCGACGACAUCAUCGCGCUCUACUCGUGCCAGCCGACGCGCCGUCGCGUCGAGCGUUACACGUCCGACUGCGUCUAUGACGACCAGUUCGUGUACGCGAAUGACCGGUACAAGAUGGCCGGGCAAUGGUUCGCGCUCCCCAAACUGUUUAAGGCGAGCGUGAAUGAGGGGUAUGAGGUUGUUGUGAAUGAGCCAGGCUUGAUCCAAUUCAAGAACGAGCAGACUUGGACGUUCCCCGGCGGCGUUAAGUCCACCACGAUAAACGCCAUCGUUUCGUUGUCGCUUGAUCCCUCAACCCAAGACUCCGACUUCAUCCAAGUCAAGUACCACAAGGAUCAGGCCAACCACAAAGACUAUUCGCACACCGGUCCGGGCUUCGCGUUCAAGAAAUGGCAAGCGGAUAAGGUGGCGGGCAUGAUGGAUAGCGAGGAAGUGCAGUAUUUCAAGAAGGAUGCGCGUGAUGAAUACCAUGAGGAUGUUAAGACGUACAAGAGCGGAACCGACCAGGCGCCCAAGAAGACCUUCUGAGCUAGUGGUCGUUGAAUCCAUAUGAGACCACCCGUACUUUCUAUUCUUCAUCGCUCGGCGACUCUGGUAUUAUUUGGUAUAUCUUGACCUCGUCCUGUAUACCUCCCUGAACAAUGAAAUGGAUAGAUGAAUUCCUGUCGAUUGUCACGGAUAUUGCCUUUACUGACCUCAACGCUAACUAGCUUGUCUCCAAUCAAAUGAAGGUCGCUGUCUGGAGAGAACUCGGGCAGAUGCGACAGUGUCUUCUCCCGGUAGGGCAGCGAAAAGGAGAACGUCGACGCGAACAAGUGGGCGCCGCCAGCGUGCGUUAGCU